Molecule: messenger RNA, 1260 nt
Organism: Acanthosepion pharaonis
Lineage: Eukaryota; Metazoa; Mollusca; Cephalopoda; Sepiida; Sepiidae
Source: the annotation of a GenBank genome assembly
AUGUUGCCCAUCCAUCCAUAUUCAUUGUCUUCCUCAACCCUGUUUUCUUAUUAUUUCCCUUUGAUUUAUCAUCCUGCUGUCUUUUAUUCUCAUUUUCUCUCUUUUAUGAACUUACAUAUCCCUUUUUUAUCCAUUCUAGCACGUAUUUUUUUCUUUUCUUUUUUUCUUCUUUUUGAAUUCUUACCAUAUCCAUUUUUAUAUCCAUCUUUUGUCUUCCUCAACCCUGUUCUCUUAUUGUCCUUUGUCUUUCACUUCAUUUCAUUCAUUUUUCUCUGUUAUGAGACUUUUCCCUUUUUCUCAUGUUUUCAUGCAUCCUACCGUAGAGCACGUAUUUUUCUUCUUUUCUUUUCUUCUUUUAUGAAUAUCCUUUUGUUUAUACAUCCUGCCGUCAAGCACGUAUUUUUACUUUUUUCUUUUCUUCUUUUUUACCAUAUGUUGCCAUAUCCAUCUUCUGUCUUCCUCAACCCUGUUCUCUUAUUCCCUUUACCAUAUCCAUCUUCUUUCUUUUUUCCAUUAAUUCUUCCUUUAAUUUCUCUUAUUGUCUUUGUCUUCUUUCAUAUUCUCAUUUUCUCUAUAUUUCGCCUCCCUUUUAGAUUUAUACAUCCUGCCUUAAAGCACGUAUUUUCUUUUUUUCUUUCUUUCUUUUAUGAAUUCUUUACCAUAUCCAUGUUGCCAUAUCCAUCUUCUGUCUUUUGUAUCUGUUCUCUUAUUGUCCUUCUUCCUUUCACAUAUUCUUUUUUUCUCUAUUAUGAGACGAUAUUUUUUUUCUUUUCAUUUUCCGUAUUUUAUAUUUUCUUCUUUUUCUUUUCUUCUUUAUUUAUUUCUUUCAUAUCCAUUUGCCAUAUCCAUCUUCUCUCUUCCUCAACCCUUUCUCUUAUUGUCCUUUGUCCUUAUCACAUAUAUGUUUUUUCUCUAGCACGUAUUUUCUUUUUCUUUUUCUUCUUUAUGAAUGCUUACCUUAUCCAUGUUGCCAUAUCCAUCUUCUGUCUUUCUUUUGUUCUCUUAUUGUCCUUUGUCUCCUCACAUAUUCUCAUUUUCUCUAUUAUUUAUCCUUUUUAUAGAUUUUAUACAUCCUGCCGUAGAGCACGUAUUUUCUUCUUUUCUUUCUUCUUUUAUGAAUGCUUUACCAUAUCCUUCAUUGCCAUAUCCAUCUUCUUCUGUCUUCCUCAACCCUGUUCUCUUAUUCUUUCUUUGUCAUCCUUCACAUAUUCUCAUUUUCUCUAUUUGAGACGAUCCCUUUUCUUUUACAUCCUGUCUUAG